Molecule: messenger RNA, 1717 nt
Organism: Nematostella vectensis (starlet sea anemone)
Lineage: Eukaryota; Metazoa; Cnidaria; Anthozoa; Actiniaria; Edwardsiidae
Product: pentraxin-4
Source: RefSeq, a predicted model, not a curated record
UUCAAAUCCAGCGAUUUUGCUCACUCUAAAAGAGGCUUUCUAAACAAUCCUGAGUUUUAUAGCCGUAAAGACAAACAGAAGACUUCUGAUCAUCAUGUUAAAUGACAUCACUGUAUUUCUAUUGCUUAUCAUCGCUGUUUCAUCAGUUUUUAAUUCAGAGGAUUGCCGAGUAGUGUAUUGGCGUCUCCCCGAAGAGCACAAAGCACUACAGGGUCACGUGAUUGCUACAAUCUCCGUCGAGAGAAGCAGUGCUUGUGAGACCGCGUGUCACCAAGAGCCGAACUGCGUGUCGUGUAACUAUAACCUUGAGGGGCGUACAUGUGAACUUAGUAACAGCAGUCAUCAGACACACCCCGAGAACAUGAAAGACGUCCCGGGAUGGACUUAUAAAGCAUUUGAGCGGGAACCGUUUGCCAGACAGGUUAUGGAGGUCUUGUCGGGCAUCGCUGCAAAAGACGCGACUUCGUUGCCCAUUUUCCCACCACUUUCCACUUGAACGGGUUGAGUUACCAUCCUCUGCCUCUCAUCAAUGUCUUCUCGGUUUCUGUGUGGUUCAAGACAAAUAUCGUAGCCAGCUCCAGCCUUCAGACCAUUUUCUCUAUUGUCGCAAAAGGUCAACCAAAGGUGGACGCUUUCGUGAUAGAUCUGCGCGACAAGCGAAUGAGGAUUGAAAGUACAGGUAAUAACAGAUAUAUCUCAUCCGGGGAACUCCGCGAUGGGAACUGGCACCACGUGGCCUUCACCUGGAGUGCUGUGAAUGGUGCCUGGAAGCUUUACCUCAACGCGACCUUACUGGGUCACGGAAGUGGCUUUUCAACAGGUUUCUCGAUCGAUAGCGGGUAUUUGGUGGUAGGGCACGAGCAGGAUUCGUACGGCGGGGAUUUUGGCAGAGAUGAAGGGUUUCAAGGCAGCAUGGUAGGAUUCAACCUAUGGUCACGUGAGCUGAGCGAGAGUGAGACAGCCCUUCUAGCCUCUUCUUGGUGCGCUCCGCAAGAGGGGGAUCUUGUGAAAUGGUGGCAGUUCUACCAAAGUGACGUCAAUAUCCAGGUCGAGGCGCUGAGAUGCGAAUGAAAUCGAUUGCAAUUGAAGCCGCAAAUAAUCCUCAAAUUAUUACCGUCUGUGCAUCAGCGGCCGUUUGCUUGUUCUGACUCGAGUCGGACCCCCAUCUUUCCCCUCAUCGAUAAAAUCCCUAAGGCUCUGCUCCUGCUCUGGGUACUUAACUGAUCUGGAUUAAACUACUUUUAAACAGAUUCGAACACUUUUACACUGAGAUCUUUGCAAAACAAGGACAUAUUACAUAUAUUUUGAUCAAUAAAAAUGCCGCCGUUUUAAUCGAGUGAGACUGGUACGAGUGCCUGUCGGCCAAUCAGUUUGCUCGUAAGAAAAUCUCGAGAGCCAAUAGCAAUGCAUUUUAUAGAUCCUCACUAGUUUGCUGGGGGUCCUGUACAAGCAAUCGGCCCCUAUUUCACAGACAGUGAAUACAGAAAGUUUUGCGGUCGUCACGCAUUCUAAAGCCACAAGACAGUUGAGAAAACAGUAUUUUAUACAGGGCUUUUAAAAGUUACUAUUUAAAAUAAAUGCAGUAAAAACAAAUUAACCAAAACAAAGCAUAGCUUUAAAACAUCAUUAUAUAAUAAUUCAAUAAAAAAAAAUCAAUUUUCAUUGUUUGUUGUCAAACAUUUGUUUUGAAAUGAAUACACUUCUUGUCAGAGAAAAA